This is a messenger RNA of Carassius auratus (goldfish), 1571 nucleotides long. RefSeq lists its product as uncharacterized. Bases 695 to 1339 code for a protein of 214 amino acids. Lineage: Eukaryota; Metazoa; Chordata; Actinopteri; Cypriniformes; Cyprinidae. The record is from RefSeq and is a predicted model, not a curated record. The transcript is spliced from 7 exons.
ACAUUUCAAACUGAUUUUCAUAAUUAAAAAUUCAAGAAUUCAUAUUCACCUUUCAGAUUUCACUUCCAAAAUAUUCGAUCUAUUUAAAAAUACAACCUAUAAUAUUCAACAGGCAAGUUUCAGUCCAUUUUAUUUCGCUUUACAAAUUCGCUUCCACAAAUUCAGUGGUUCAAAUUCGACAGUAAAUUCACCGUUUCACAUCCGGGAACAACAGGAAAAUCAGUAGAUUACCGAUCACAAUCUCAUCUGCUGUAAAUCGUCUUCACCGGCAGGGGGUGCAAGCGCUACUUUGUCUUAACAAGCAUCAACGAAACCGUCACGAGGGGCCUUCAUAAAACAUCAUUUGACGAAAUGGACCGAGCGCAUUUGCUUUUGGAUUAUGUUUUGGAAAGACUCCGUUCACGCUUGGAAAAUGCUGUUGGACGCCAACCCCUUGACAUGGACUACCUGGAGUUCAUCUGCUCUCAAGAAUUAGUCUUUUUAAGUGCUGUGACCAAUUUAGUUACCAUCCCAGCUGAUAUUUUGGAGGGCAUCACAGAACUGUCAGACUAGUUCGACUAAACCCGUCAGACGGGGAGACGCGCACUUCGACUAUUCUGCAGGAGUCAGGGUCGAUGGGACGACCACGUCUUCUAAUCUCACCAGACUACAUCACCAAUCUCCUGGACAUGAACUUUUCCCAAACAUUGCUCGCAUGCUUGGACUACAAUAUAGUCAUCUUCGGGGUGUGGAUGGCUUUUCACGCAAGAUAAUGUAUCUUGGAGCUUCAUCUAAUAACCUUGCUAAAACCACCUUGGAUUUUUUUCAAGAAGCAGCGGAGACAUUUGGCUUCCCUCUCAGGGUACGAGGAGAUCAGGGUGUCGAAAAUGUGGACGUGGCUCGCCUGAUGUUCACAGUUCGUGAGACAGAAAGAGGAAGCUUUAUUUCAGGAAAGAGCGUCCACAAUCAGCGUGUAGAGAGGUUGUGGAGAGACGUCUGGUCAUCAGUGACAAAUGUCUACUACGAUGUUCUGCAUGCUUUGGAAGAAGGUGGCCACCUUAAUAUUUCUGACCUUACUCAUCUGUUCUGUUGCCACUGUGUAUUUCUCCCACGGCUUCAAGAUGAUCUCAACCUAUUCCGAAACACCUGGGACAAUCACCCAAUACGCACAGAGGGUAAUAUGUCUCCUAACCAGCUGUGGGUGAUGGGAAGUGUCCGCAAUGCUGUACCUGAGCCUGACAUAGAGCUAUGUUUGUGGAUUUUGACAGGAUUCAGCACACCACAGAUAGACUGGGAGAGUAGUGGACUGAUGUUGAUGCACAUUCCAGCAUUGUUGUGCCUCAAACCCAAUGUCCCCUGACUGAUGAGCAAAUAGAAGCACUCAGAGAAAAUGUUGACCCCAAAGGACCUUCACAGACUUUUGGCUGGGACAUCUAUCUAGCUGCACUUCAUUUUUGCCAAUCGAUUAUGGAAUAAAUGUGAUUGUCAUCUUUAGCCUUAAAGAGGCAGACUUCUAGCAGAAGCAAUUAAGAAAGAAUUAAUAUUUGUACUCAAUACGUUAAAGUAUCUGAAUAAAAAAAACCUGUAUGUAA